This is a messenger RNA of Lutra lutra (Eurasian river otter), 478 nucleotides long. RefSeq names its product N-alpha-acetyltransferase 38, NatC auxiliary subunit (gene NAA38). Gene Ontology annotation, cellular component: NatC complex. NCBI's taxonomy places the organism in Eukaryota, Metazoa, Chordata, Mammalia, Carnivora, Mustelidae. The coding region runs from base 57 to 434 and encodes 125 amino acids. The transcript is spliced from 3 exons. Gene Ontology annotation, molecular function: RNA binding. The record is from RefSeq and is a predicted model, not a curated record.
AACGGACUCGAAAGGUUCUUAGGAAGUUGACGAGCCCUGAAGAGGCCCCAGGGCAAAUGGCCGGGGCUGGACCAACCAUGCUCCUACGAGAGGAGAAUGGCUGUUGCAGCCGGCGUCAAAGCAGCUCCAGCGCCGGGGACUCGGACGGGGAGCGCGAGGACUCGCCGGCCGCGCGGGCCCGGCAGCAGCUGGAGGCGCUGCUCAACAAGACGAUGCGCAUUCGCAUGACAGAUGGACGGACCCUGGUCGGCUGCUUCCUCUGCACCGACCGCGACUGCAAUGUCAUCCUGGGCUCGGCGCAGGAGUUCCUCAAGUCGUCGGACUCCUUCUCUGCGGGGGAGCCCCGUGUACUGGGCCUGGCCAUGGUACCCGGCCACCACAUCGUUUCUAUUGAAGUGCAGCGGGAGAGCCUGGUGGGGCCUCCCUAUCUCUGACCGCGGCUGCGCGUGCUCGGCAGACCAUUAAACCUGCAACUAAG